Rotaria socialis is the source of this 1353-nucleotide messenger RNA. Lineage: Eukaryota; Metazoa; Rotifera; Eurotatoria; Philodinida; Philodinidae. The record is from the annotation of a GenBank genome assembly.
AUGCGUAGUGCAAUACGUUCUGAUUCUUAUACAGAAUCUGUUAAACAAGAAAUUCAUGAAUCAACUGCAACAUCAAAACCAUCGAAUAGACGAUUAAAAGCCAAUGGUGAUGUUCAACAACGAUCGUCUUAUUAUCUAUCUGGUAAUUCGUUACCUUCAAGUACUCGAUCAUCUGUCUGUGGAUCCACAUUGAUGACUUCAUUACCGAAUCAUCCGGAUUUUCAAAAACGACGACAGAUUGAAAAAACCAAUUCAAAACAGUUGGAUCCUUCUCCGUUAACAGUAAAACCACCACGCGAAGUUUCUGUCCGUGUGAAAUUUAUUCGUCUUGGUGAAGUAAUUACAUUAGAAGAAAAAUUUUAUGCUGAAGUUGUUAUUGAAGCCCGAUGGUUAUAUGAUCCUGAAGCAGCUUCAUGGAAUCCAAAUCUUUACGUUAAAAAUGCACUUGGUGAUGUUAAACAAGAAGUUGCUCGCGAAUUAGUUGAUAAUUUAGAUGAACCUGUUUAUAUUGAUAGUAAAAACGAUGAUAUUAUUUACGUAUGGGAAGUACGCAAGGUUGUGGGUACAUUCUGGGAAAAACUUGAAUUAAAUAGUUUUCCAGUUGAUGUGCAACAACUUUCACUGCAGAUUGUUACAAGAUGUUCGGUUGAAGAAUGUGUUCUAGUUGAAAAUAGUUUUCAGCCUUCGAUGGUCAACCGAGAAGCUUUUCUAGCCCAACAAGAAUGGUUUCUCUACGAACAAAUUGAAGCACGCUCAACAAUAACAAUGGAAGAUUUUAGUUUUCGACCUAUUCGGCAAUCAACAUAUAUCGUAACAUGCUGUGUUGCCCGCCGACCGGGUUAUUUCUAUUGGAAUGUUUAUUUACUUAUUUUUCUUAUUACACUCAUUGCACUAACUGUCUAUAGUGUUGCACCUGAAUAUCCACAAAAUCGUCUUCAGAUUACAUGUACACUUUUACUAACAUCAAUUAUGUUUCGUUGGUCCGUUUCGCGUCUUCUUCCGCCUGUAUCUUAUUUGACAUUAUUAGAUAAAUAUACGCUUAUAUCAUUAGUUUUCAUAUCGGUUAAUUCAAUAUGGCAUUCAAUAAUCGGUUUUCUUAUGAGACAUAUGCAUAUAUCAAAAGCCGUCGAUUAUUAUGUACUUGGUGUAUCGACAAUGUUUUUUCUUAUCUACCAUUGUAUAAUGGUUUUUUCAUUAUAUCAAGCACUACGUCGUCGUCAAGUAAUUCUCGAAAGCGAUCGUAAAUAUGCCACGAAACUAGCAGGACUCUUUGAAACAUUUGCACAAGGUCAUCAUGCGGUACAACAUUUUAAAGACAGACAAAAUUCAAGUCAUGCAUCUCUCUUUGUUUGA